Eptesicus fuscus (big brown bat) is the source of this 2570-nucleotide messenger RNA. RefSeq names its product SET and MYND domain containing 1 (gene SMYD1). The transcript has 11 exons. The coding region runs from base 1 to 1473 and encodes 490 amino acids. Lineage: Eukaryota; Metazoa; Chordata; Mammalia; Chiroptera; Vespertilionidae. The record is from RefSeq and is a predicted model, not a curated record. Gene Ontology annotation, cellular component: nucleus. Gene Ontology annotation, molecular function: histone H3K4 methyltransferase activity; protein binding.
AUGACAAUAGGGAAAAUGGAGAACGUGGAGGUCUUCACCUCUGAAGGCAAAGGCAGGGGUCUGAAGGCCACUAAGGAGUUCUGGGCUUCGGACGUCAUCUUUGCCGAGCGGGCUUAUUCUGCAGUGGUUUUCGACAGCCUCGUCAACUUUGUGUGCCACACCUGCUUCAAGAGGCAGGAGAAGCUCCAUCACUGCGGGCAGUGCAAGUUUGCGCGCUACUGUGACCGCACCUGCCAGAAGGACGCGUGGGUAAACCACAAGAAGGAGUGUUUGGCCAUCAAGAGAUACGGGAAGGUACCCAAUGAGAACAUCAGGCUGGCUGCACGUAUCAUGUGGCGGGUGGAGAGAGAGGGCACCGGGCUCACAGAAGGCUGCCUGGUGUCCGUGGACGACCUGCAGAACCACGUGGAGAACUUUGGGGAGGAGGAGCAGAAGCAGCUGCGGGUGGACGUGGAUACAUUCUUGCAGUACUGGCUGCCCCAGAGCCAGCAGUUCAGCAUGCAGUACAUCUCGCACAUCUUCGGCGUGAUUAACUGCAAUGGUUUCACGCUCAGUGAUCAGAGGGGCCUGCAGGCAGUGGGCGUGGGCAUCUUCCCCAACCUGGGCCUGGUGAACCAUGACUGUUGGCCCAACUGCACUGUCAUCUUUAACAACGGCAAUCAUGAGGCAGUGAAAUCCAUGUUUCACACCCAGAUGAGAAUUGAGCUCCGGGCCCUGGGCAAGAUCUCAGAAGGCGAAGAGCUGACCGUGUCCUAUAUCGACUUCCUUAACGUCAGCGAAGAACGCAAGAAGCAGCUGAAGAAGCAGUACUACUUCGACUGCACGUGUGAGCACUGCCAGAAAGGGCUGAAGGACGACCUCUUUCUGGGGGUGAAAGAAGACCCAAAGCCCUCUCAGGAUGUGGUCAAGGAGAUGAUACAAGUCUCCAAGGAUACACUAGAAAAGAUCGACAAGGCUCGCUCCGAGGGCUUGUACCACGAGGUUGUGAAGUUGUGCCGGGAGUGCCUGGAAAAGCAGGACUCGGUGUUUGCUGACACCAAUAUCUACAUGCUGAGGAUGCUGAGCAUUGUUUCCGAGGUCCUCUCCUACCUCCAGGCGUUUGAGGAGGCCUCGUACUACGCCAGGAGGAUGGUGGAUGGCUAUGUGAAGCUCUACCACCCCAACAAUGCCCAACUGGGCAUGGCCGUGAUGCGGGCGGGGCUGACCAACUGGCAUGCUGGUAACAUUGAGGUGGGGCACGGUAUGAUCUGCAAAGCCUAUGCCAUUCUCCUGGUGACACACGGACCCACCCACCCAAUUACCAAGGACUUAGAGGCCAUGCGGAUGCAGACAGAGAUGGAGCUGCGCCUGUUCCACCAGAACGAGUUCAUGUACCGAAAGAUGCGUGAGGCUGCCCUGAACAACCAGCCCAUGCAGGUCAUGGCUGAGCCCAGCAGCGAGCCGACGCCAUCUCUGUUCCAUAAGAAGCAAUGAGGACCUGCCUGCUGUGUGUGCUGACACUCUAUCUACUGAAACAAACUGGCGAGGGCUCAUCUUCUCUUCUUCACUUUUAAUUUCUUCCUGAAACCAAUGCAGACUGGCUUCCUGAACUCCACUAGAAGAGAUUUUACCAAUGUCAGUUUUAGUGGGUCUUUUUUGGUUGUUGCAUUACUUGGCAUCUUUGCAUCAGUUGACACUCCCAGCGCUGAUUUCUGGAACACCACUUCCUUGUGCUGAUGCUCUGAUGUAGUUUCUCAGUCUCCCUCUGUCCCUGCUCCACGUGCCCUGAUAUGUGGCAUUUCCUGUAGUUGGUUUUGUUCAUCUGGUCACUCUCACUUUAUUUUCAUCUCAGUCUGUGCACACUCCCUGCAGGAGCUCGCCAGGCCCUUGGUGUGUUCUCUAUCUUGAGUCUGAUGGUCUUAAAUCCGUAUUUCCUAAUCUUGCUCUUGAGCUCCAGCCCCACACACCCUCUUGAAUGCUCUGCAGGCACAUCAAACUCAGCACAUCCAGAAUAAAAUUUUUUCUCUUUCUCUUUCCUAUCUCCCCUCCCCAACAUCUCCCUCCUCAGCACACCACCUGGGAACACUUGACUUCUGCUUCUGUUGCAUCCUAGACUUCAGUCGAACCCACUCACUCCCCGGUCCCUGAGUGACCCAUGUUCUCCAUGCCUCUCUGAGUUUUCUACCUAAAAUAGCUAAAACCUGCCAACUCCUAUUCAUCUUUCAGCAUCUGGUUUGGAAAUCACCCCAUCUGUGAAGCCUUCCCUGAAUGCCUUCAGUUCAGCUGGCUGCCUGAGUCUCUGGUAUUACCCUUGAAUCUCCCAUCAUAAAUCUCUCCUCAUGGCAGUAUAAUUCUCUGCCUCCUCUAUCAGAUUGUGAGCUCCUUGAGGGCAGGAGCUGUGUCCCUUUAUUCAUCUUUCUAUUCCCAGAACCUAGCACAGGUCCUGAAACAUAGUAGGUGCUCAGUUAAUGUGUGUUGAAUGAAUGAAUGAAUAAGUGAAUGAAUUUACUUCUCAGAGCAGAAGAGAUAGGAACUGUGCAUUUUGAGUUUUUAUGUUACAGCCGUCAACAAAGGCCAUUAAAUCCACUGUU